GGGAGAGGAGGAGGCGGCGGCGGCGCAGGCAGCGGCGCUGCAACAUGGCGGCCGUGGAGGAAAGGGGCAGCCCCGAGGAGGAGAAGCACCUGAACGGGGAGGUGCUCUUGGAUCCCGAGGAGAGAGAAGGCGCGGCGGCGCCUGGCGCUGAAGAAGGAGCGAAGAAGAAGCGCAAGAAGAAGAAGAAGAGCAAAGGAGCCGCCGCCGGACAAGAAACUGAGAGAGAAUCUGAGACAACACUUGAUGAGGUGACAAAACAAUUGGACAAACAAGCACUGGAGGAAAAGGAGAAAGAAGAUGAUGAAGAAGAUGGUGAAGGUGAAGGUGAUGGUGCAGCAGGGAAGAAAAAGAAGAAGAAAAAGAAGAAGAAAGGACCUAAAGUCCAGACAGAUCCUCCGUCUAUUCCAAUAUGUGAUUUGUUUACCAGUGGAGUAUUUCCAAAAGGUGAAGAGUGUGAGUAUCCACCAACACAAGAUGGGCGAACUGCUGCUUGGAGAACAACAAGUGAUGAAAAGAAAGCACUAGAUCAAGCAAGUGAAGAGAUCUGGAAUGAUUUCAGAGAGGCUGCUGAAGCACACAGACAAGUGAGAAAAUACGUUAUGAGCUGGAUCAAACCUGGAAUGACAAUGAUAGAAAUCUGCGAAAAACUAGAAGACUGUUCACGGAAGCUGAUAAAAGAGAAUGGCUUAAAUGCUGGGCUUGCGUUUCCCACGGGAUGUUCUCUGAAUAACUGUGCAGCCCACUAUACCCCUAACGCUGGAGAUCCAACUGUAUUGCAGUAUGAUGAUAUCUGCAAGAUAGAUUUUGGAACACAUGUUAGUGGUCGUAUCAUUGACUGUGCUUUUACUGUCACAUUCAAUCGAAAAUAUGACAGGCUGUUACAAGCUGUAAAAGAUGCAACUAAUACUGGAAUAAAGUGCGCUGGAAUAGAUGUUCGCCUUUGUGAUGUUGGUGAGGCUAUUCAAGAAGUUAUGGAAUCUUAUGAAGUUGAAAUUGAUGGCAAAACAUAUCAAGUGAAACCAAUUCGCAAUCUGAAUGGACACUCUAUUGGACCAUAUAGGAUACAUGCAGGCAAAACUGUUCCCAUUGUGAAAGGAGGAGAAGCAACAAGAAUGGAAGAGGGAGAAGUAUAUGCUAUAGAAACCUUUGGCAGCACAGGAAAAGGUGUUGUUCAUGAUGAUAUGGAAUGUUCUCAUUAUAUGAAGAACUUUGAUGUUGGACAUGUGCCAAUCAGGCUUCCAAGAGCAAAACACUUGCUGAAUGUUAUCAACGAAAACUUUGGCACUCUUGCCUUCUGCCGCAGAUGGCUAGAUCGUCUGGGAGAAAGUAAAUAUCUAAUGGCUCUGAAGAACCUGUGUGACUUGGGUAUAGUGGAUCCAUACCCUCCCCUAUGUGAUAUUAAAGGCUCAUAUACAGCACAGUUUGAGCAUACCAUAUUAUUGCGUCCAACAUGCAAAGAAGUUGUCAGUAGAGGAGAUGACUAUUAAAACUUCAAGGCCAUUACCUCACCUAUGUACUCUGUUGGAACACAUUAUGCCAGAAUAAAUUUGCAGUCUGUUUUAACAGUG
Messenger RNA from Lacerta agilis (Sand lizard), 1568 nucleotides. RefSeq names its product methionyl aminopeptidase 2 (gene METAP2). Gene Ontology annotation, molecular function: metalloaminopeptidase activity. The transcript has 11 exons. Gene Ontology annotation, biological process: proteolysis. NCBI's taxonomy places the organism in Eukaryota, Metazoa, Chordata, Lepidosauria, Squamata, Lacertidae. The coding region runs from base 45 to 1487 and encodes 480 amino acids. The record is from RefSeq and is a predicted model, not a curated record.